AGCGGAUAAGUGUGACUCAGAAAAAGUUAAAUACUGAAAUUGACUUUGUGAAGAGCUCUAAUAUUCAGAAUGUCUAGCAUGAGCACUCUUGAGAAGAACUGUCUUGUUGAUUUAAUUUCAGCGAUUGAAUUUGAUAAAACUGGUGAUCAUCUUGCUACCGGUGACCGUGGGGGGCGGGUGGUUCUCUUUGAGAGGACAGAUACAAAGGAUCAUGGUGGAUCAAGAAAGGAUCUGGAGAGGAUGGAUUAUCCAGUAAGUAAGCACCCUGAAUUUCGUUACAAGACAGAGUUUCAAAGCCAUGAGCCUGAGUUUGAUUAUCUCAAGAGCUUGGAAAUAGAAGAAAAAAUCAAUAAAAUCAGAUGGUGCCAAACAGCAAAUGGUGCCUUGUUUCUCCUGUCAACCAAUGAUAAGACGAUUAAGUUUUGGAAGGUACAGGAAAAAAAGAUCAAGAAAAUUUCUGACAUGAAUUUGGACCCCUCAAAAGGUGUAGGAAAUGGAAGCAUUGCUAGUUCAAGUAAUUCAAGCAUCCCCAGACCUUGUCUUGCAAAUGGAGGAUAUCCAGACAAAUUCUGCAACUCUUUGAGCAAUGAUUUCUCAUUCCCACCUGGAGGCAUUCCAUCUCUCCGUUUACCUGUGGUAGUAACAAGUCACGAGACUAGUCUGGUGGCUAGAUGUCGUAGAGUUUAUGCUCAUGCUCAUGAUUAUCACAUCAAUUCUAUUUCAAAUAACAGUGAUUGUGAAACCUUUAUAUCAGCUGAUGAUCUUCGUAUAAAUCUUUGGAACUUGGAAAUUUGCAAUCAAAGUUUCAAUAUUGUUGACGUAAAGCCUGCAAACAUGGAGGAUCUGACUGAGGUAAUAACAUCAGCGGAGUUUCAUCCUACGCAUUGUAAUAUGUUAGCAUAUAGCAGUUCAAAAGGCUCAAUUCGCCUUAUUGAUUUGCGGCAAUCAGCAUUAUGUGAUUCUCAUGCCAAAUUGUUUGAGGAACAGGAGGCACCUGGUAGUAGAUCAUUUUUUACAGAAAUUAUUGCCUCAAUCUCAGAUAUCAAAUUUGCAAAGGAUGGAAGAUAUAUUCUUGGUCGUGAUUAUAUGACUCUCAAGUUAUGGGACAUCAACAUGGAUUCUGGUCCAGUUUCAACUUUCCAGGUUCAUGAAUAUUUAAGACCUAAGUUGUGUGACUUGUAUGAGAACGAUUCAAUUUUUGACAAAUUUGAGUGUUGCCUUAGUGGUGAUGGAUUGCGAGUAGCAACAGGUUCUUACAGCAAUCUAUUUCGUGUGUUUGGUUGUGCCCCGGGAAGUGUUGAGCCAACAACCUUGGAAGCCAGUAAAAAUCCUAUGAGGAGACAAGUUCAGACUCCCUCAAGACCUUCCAGAUCCCUUAGUAGUAUAACACGUGUUGUCAGGCGAGGACCAGAAAGCCCCACAGUUGAUGCCAAUGGAAAUUCCUUCGAUUUCACUGCAAAGUUGCUGCAUCUAGCAUGGCACCCAACUGAAAACUCAAUUGCAUGUGCUGCUGCAAACAGCUUGUACAUGUACUAUGCAUAAGACAGUCCAAGAAGGGAAUCUAUUUGGUUGGUUAACCUUUUUGGGUUGCUGUUGGAGAAAGCUCCUUUUCUUUUCCCACCAACCAGUGAGUUAAAAGUUACAUCAACUCUUACACACUUCCAAGGCCCUCAUACCUCUAGCAUCCCAAGCAAUAGCAUCAAGGUCGAAAAAUGGCUGUCGCAGAACGAAUCUACGAGGAAGCAGCCUGUUUUUGCUCCCCCAGUGGGCAACGUGAUUUCAUUUUUCUCUUUCCCCUUCCCUUUCCAACCCCUUAAAAAAUUCCUUUCAAUAUCUUCGAAAACUGGAAGAUACGGUAAUGUUUUUCUAAUUUGUGCUGGGUUGAAGUUAGAAGAAACUGUGAUUGUAGAGCCACAACCACAAAACUAAAGGAUAGAUGUUGGAUAUUUGCCCCUAGGUUUUAAGGUAAAUGUAGGUUUUUCCUUUUUCUUUUUUCUUUUUUAUUUUUGGUAACUCAGGUCUUGAUGGGAAAGUGCUGUUGAAACUUCAAGUGCAUCAUUUUUUCAUUGAUUCUUUUUGUCUUGUUUGAAACUUCCUCCUUUUAGUUCAAGAUUAAGUGUAGCCUUUACAUUUUUUGCUCUCUUAGAUUUUUUUUUUGGUUUGGUUUUUCCCUCCUUUUUUUUUUCACUAGUUUUAAGAUUUGAUGUAUGUAACAUAAUUUCCUUUCUAUUAGGAUCCAUUUUCAAUAAAAAUAAUAAUUCAGU
Rubroshorea leprosula is the source of this 2264-nucleotide messenger RNA. The record is from the annotation of a GenBank genome assembly. NCBI's taxonomy places the organism in Eukaryota, Viridiplantae, Streptophyta, Magnoliopsida, Malvales, Dipterocarpaceae.